ACGACGGUUUCGUUGCAUUCAGUCGCUGUCAGUGUGAGUUUGCUCAAACCUAAUCACAUUAAUGUCUGAAAGAGACUUGCAAUGUUAACCUUUCCAGGGUCCAGGUGAAUAAUACUUAAACAAUCAGUCCGUUGCUGAACAUCGGGAGCUGAUCUAGAUAGCUAGUUGCCAUAGCUAAUUGUAAGAAGCCGACAAAAUGAUGCGCUUCAUGCUGCUGUUCAGCCGGCAGGGGAAGCUGCGGCUGCAGAAGUGGUACACAGCUACUGCGGAGAAGGACAAGAAGAAGAUGGUACGUGAGCUCAUGCAGGUGGUGCUGGCACGCAAGCCCAAGAUGUGCAGCUUCCUGGAAUGGAGGGACCUCAAGAUCGUCUACAAGAGGUAUGCAAGUCUAUAUUUCUGCUGUGCGGUGGAGGAGCAGGACAACGAACUCAUUACCCUGGAGGUUAUCCACCGCUUCGUUGAGCUGCUGGAUAAGUACUUUGGCAGUGUGUGCGAGCUGGACAUCAUCUUCAACUUUGAGAAGGCUUACUUCAUCCUGGAUGAGUUUCUGAUGGGGGGCGAGAUUCAAGAUACUUCCAAAAAGAGCGUCCUCAAAGCCAUUGAGCAGGCGGACCUUCUUCAAGAGGAGGAUGAGUCUCCAAGAAGUGUACUGGAAGAAAUGGGACUGGCAUAGACACAUUUUAAGCCUUUUUUAAAUAAGGCAAGAAGUUUUGGUACUGUUACCUAGUCGAAGGGUUGAAGUGUGUGUGUGUGUGUAUAUGUGUAUAUGUGUGUGUGUAUAUGUGUAUAUGUGUGUAUGUGUGUGUGUGUGUGUGUGUAUAUGUGUGUGUGUGUGUUGGGGGGGGGAGGCAUGUCAUUUCUCCAGCUCUGACACCACUGAGCGCAACACUGAGCCCCAAUUGUUAAAAUUCACUGUUGAAUAUCCCAUCAUUUUUUUAAAGAUAUUUUAGUACUUGUUUUGUUCAGAUCUCUUAAAAUAUGCUGUUUUGGCUGCUACCCAGAAGGUGUCCAAAAUGAAUUCUAACUGAUGACCCAUAUGAUGAUCACUGAAGUUGUGUGCCAUUUUUUGGGGGAAAAUGGCAACGCACAAUACAGGCUUCUUGUUAAAGCUCUCUGUACAUUGUAUUUGUACUUAAUGAGUCUCAGGUGGGUCUAAAUAUUUUUUUUUCAUCUGGCUCGUCAUUUGAGCCCUGGCAGUAACAGUUGUCAGGGAGACAGUGGAGACUUGUUAGUUGGAUAAUUCAACUUGAAUACCCUAACCAGUUUGGAACUGUUAAAAGGGACUUUUACCCCUUGCUGUUGCUUUUUAUUUUUUUGUACUCAGGUAAUGUGCCUCUCCUGCCAGCUUCUCUUUUGUUCACUCAUAUGGCUCAGUACUUGACAUGCAUCGGUUAUCAGCAAUUGCAUUUCCAGGGGGGCCGCUCAGAUUUGUGACGUUUCUUUGAGUGAGAUCAGCUCAGAGGCAGUCCCAUGUUAUUGUGUGUGGGUGAAGGAAGCGAAUUGGCUUUGCCGUCCAUUAGUGGUAUCCGUGGUUGUGGCAAAUGUUUGCACUGUCCCUCCCCCUCUCCUGGCUCUGUGCUGUGCUCUGAGUCCAACACUUCUUCCCAGAAGGCUCAGUAAGGGACAGAGAGCAGUGUGCCUGGAGAUGAAAUCGGACCAGGGCAGUCAAGGACGUGUUUGCAAAAAAGGGAAAAGUUUUAUUUUAGUUUUCAUAUCUGUUGAAUGCUGUAGAGGACUGGUGGAAAUGACAGGCUGCAGGAGAGGAGAGGUGAUUGGCCAUUACAGUUGCAGUAACUUAAAUUUCAAUUCUGUCAGUUCAGUUUUUUCAAAGGUCAUUUUAUUAAUAUUCGUUGAAUAUUAUGGGAAUCUUUCCAUUCAUGAAUUGCAUUUGAACUAAUUUCCUGAAUUGUCAGAAUUUAAGGGUAAGCACCAUACCAUGACACACCCCACAGAUGUAAGAGCAAUUAUUUUUUAUUGUUGAGGCUUUUCAUGAAAUUAUGCUGAAAUUGUUAGUAUGGCAAAAAAUCUGACAAAAUCAUCGCUGAUGACAGAAACGCUGGAAAAUGCCUGAAGCCACGCCAGGAAAUGACUUCUCUGGUGUCACAUCUGGAACACAAGCAGCUCCGGUAUUAUGCUUUAGGUUGAAAAUAUGACACAAAUGGACAGCAUCAAUAUAUUUGAUCCUGGAUCAAUGGACAGUAUCGAUCAUCAAGACAUUACUGAUCCUGAUACAGCCGCUCAAUACAGCCUUUCAGGUUUUUAUGUUUUUACUUCAGUCCAUAUUCCAGUGUUGGAAGAUUUCCCGGUUUUACUCUGUGAACUUAUCUAGCUAACUCAAUAAUUCUGCUUUGUUAGAUACCCCCUUCGUGGUUUUCGUCUCCAGGUCAUGAGUUUUUUUAUGAAUUGUGCAUUUGUAAAAGUAUCAUUACACAAUGGCUGCUUCCUACUGUACUUGGAGCAAUAUUUGUAACUUAGCUAGCUAAAAGACAACUGCCAGCACUAGACAACACUAGAAACAUGUUAAAUUUGAACUAUAGAAGCUAACUACAGUUUGAGUCAUUUUUCAUCAGAAUGAGGUGAACUAUUCUAAUAAAAUAAAAUAAACGCACUGCCAUGAUUCAAGAGCUCAACUUGUCAGUAACAACAUAGCAUGUUUCGGCCAUUUGUGCACUGGUAUGCAAGUUGUUGCAUCCGAAUAUACGUCUAGUCAUUUUAACUAACAUUACCUUCAGCGGUCAGAGCAGCACAGCAAACAAUGCUGUUAUUAGCUACAAAGCUAAUAACAGUAUCGUACUUCCUCACAAAAUUUCAUAACAUCACAUUUCGAAGUUUGCAUAAAACGAGAGGCGGGGUAAAAACAGUAAGCCAUUGCAUCUUUUAGGGCUUCUAUGUCAAUAAAAUUAUACUUUUAGACAUUGUGAGUCAUAUAACAGGAAAUCUUCUUUUGAUGGGUGUAGUUCAUUUUUGAAAAUAUCUGGUGCUUACCCUUGAAAUUGACUGCAAACCUGCACGUCAUACCUUUUUUAUUUUCUCCCAUGACCCCUAGCCAGUUUCAGGUUCUCUAAAACUGUAGUGGUGUACUUGAACCAAACACUCACCCCAGGGUGAACACAUCAAUCAGUAGUCAUUGCAAUCAAUUUUUAGUUUGAAACAAGGAAGGAAGUGAGUGAGGUCUGGGUAUUAUAACCGCACAUAGAGCACUAAUACACAUCCGCAGGGACAAGUGCACACUCCUCAUCCUGUUUCCUCAUCUUGUUUUCCAGUCAGUCUUUCCAAAGAAAUAUUUAAUGUCUUUAUGCCUGUAUUAGGGGUGAGAGGAAAAACCAAAUUGCCAUCAAGGCACAUAACACUAUUUUACUGCUUGUUUGUGUGUUUGCAAAAUCCUUGACCAGCAUUUAAAAGGGUCCUCUGGAGUUAUUGUGAAUACAGUCCCAAUUUUAAGGGCUCAGAGUGAUAAUGGGUUUUUCUGUGAAUGAUUUGGCAGAGUUGGGAGGUUAGCACAAGGAUGUGCAGGAACCUAAAGGGAGGGAUAUGUGAAUGUCAUUUUGUAAUGAAAUAAAAUCGAAGACAAAAGCAGAAA
Molecule: messenger RNA, 3580 nt
Organism: Conger conger (European conger)
Lineage: Eukaryota; Metazoa; Chordata; Actinopteri; Anguilliformes; Congridae
Gene: ap1s1
Product: adaptor related protein complex 1 subunit sigma 1
Exons: 5
Coding region: 197-673 (158 amino acids)
Biological process (GO): intracellular protein transport; vesicle-mediated transport
Cellular component (GO): intracellular membrane-bounded organelle; AP-1 adaptor complex; membrane coat
Molecular function (GO): clathrin-cargo adaptor activity
Source: RefSeq, a predicted model, not a curated record